Molecule: messenger RNA, 715 nt
Organism: Gigantopelta aegis
Lineage: Eukaryota; Metazoa; Mollusca; Gastropoda; Neomphalida; Peltospiridae
Product: 5-formyltetrahydrofolate cyclo-ligase-like
Exons: 3
Coding region: 16-633 (205 amino acids)
Biological process (GO): tetrahydrofolate interconversion; folic acid-containing compound biosynthetic process
Cellular component (GO): mitochondrion
Molecular function (GO): 5-formyltetrahydrofolate cyclo-ligase activity
Source: RefSeq, a predicted model, not a curated record
UUUAUAUGGUUAAACAUGGCCAACUGUAUAAGACAGGCGAAGGCGGCGUUACGGUCCAAUAUGAAAACAAAACUACAGAAUUUGACUGACCAAGAUCGACGCGUGCAGUCACAGAUCGUCACGGACAAGGCGCUGUCCUGCCCGGAGUACGAGUCCAGUAAGCGGGUGUCCGUGUUUCUCAGUAUGGAGAGCGAAAUCAACACUGAGCGAAUCGUGGCGCACCUACUGGACACUCACAGGGAGUGUUUUGUGCCCUAUUACAAAGGGCCGGUCAUGAAGAUGCUCAAACUCAACUCCAUGGAGGACCUCUGGAACCUCCCUGAGACGAAGUGGCACAUCAAACAGCCGAGUGAUGACAAGGGCAGAGAUGAUGCACUGGAAACGGGCGGCCUUGACCUCAUGUUUAUGCCAGGAGUAGCUUUCAGCUCGGAAGGUGCCAGAUGUGGACAUGGGCGUGGUUACUAUGACAACUACUUAAGGCAAUGUAGAGAGAAAGGAUUUAAACCUUUCACGAUUGGACUGGCUUAUCUGGAACAGAUCUGCGAGUCGGUACCAGUGUCGGACGAUGACGUUAAGAUAGACAAAGUCUUGUACUCAUCAGCAGAAGAGAUCCAGAGAGCCUCGUCCUCAUGAAUUGUCUGCGAAAAUGCAUUCAUUCUGUACCAUUUGUUUGUAAAUAAAUACGAAAUUAAAAAAUAAAAAGAAAGGAAAAGGA